CGGGGCUGCGGCACAGGCUGGGCGGCAGCAUGGCGGCGGCGGCUGCUGUUGCUGCUGCGGCUUCUUCCGAGGAGCCGGCACCGAGUGCGACGGCAGAACCUGAGGCCAUAGACGAAGACAAUCGCGACGUCCGAGUGCUUCAGAGCUUGCGGGGCAAGAUCUGUGAAGCAAAAAAUUUAUUGCCAUAUCUUGGACCCAACAAAAUGAGAGAUUGUUUCUGUACCAUAAAUUUGGACCAGGAAGAAGUUUAUCGUACGCAAGUUGUUGAAAAAUCUUUAAGCCCAUUUUUCAGUGAAGAGUUUUACUUUGAGAUCCCAAGAACUUUCCAGUAUUUGUCAUUCUACAUUUAUGAUAAGAAUGUUUUACAAAGAGACCUUCGUAUAGGAAAAGUAGCCAUCAAAAAAGAAGACUUGUGUAACCAUAGUGGUAAAGAAACUUGGUUUUCACUACAGCCUGUUGACUCAAAUUCCGAAGUUCAGGGUAAAGUUCACCUCGAAUUAAAACUGAAUGAACUGAUAACAGACAAUGGAAAUGUUUGCCAGCAGCUUGUUGUACACAUCAAAGCAUGCCAUGGUUUGCCUCUCAUAAAUGGACAAAGCUGUGACCCGUAUGCAACAGUUUCUCUCAUGGGCCCUUCCAGGAAUGACCAGAAGAAGACAAAAGUAAAGAAGAAAACCAGUAACCCGCAGUUUAACGAAAUCUUUUAUUUUGAGGUAACCAGAUCCAGCAGUUACACGCGAAAAUCUCAAUUCCAGGUAGAAGAGGAAGACAUUGAAAAGCUAGAAAUUAGGAUUGACUUGUGGAACAAUGGAAAUCUGGUCCAAGAUGUUUUCCUAGGUGAAAUUAAGGUUCCUGUGAAUGUGUUGAGAAAUGAUUCUUCUCAUCAAGCUUGGUACUUACUGCAACCAAAAGACAAUGGAAAUAAGUCUUCCAAAACUGAUGACUUGGGGUCUCUUCGGUUAAAUAUAUGCUACACAGAAGACUGUGUGCUUCCUUCUGAGUAUUAUGGACCUUUGAAAACUUUGCUGCUAAAAUCACCAGAUGUACAGCCCAUAUCUGCCUCUGCUGCUUACAUUUUGAGUGAAAUAUGUCGAGAUAAAAAUGAGGCUGUUUUGCCACUGGUCCGACUGCUGCUGCACCAUGAUAAACUUGUUCCUUUCGCCACUGCAGUGGCUGCAUUAGACUUGAAGGAUACACAAGAAGCAAACACAAUUUUCAGAGGAAAUUCCUUGGCUACCCGAUGUCUGGAUGAGAUGAUGAAAAUCGUGGGAAGGCACUACCUGAAAGUAACCUUGAAACCUAUUCUAGAUGAGAUAUGCGAAUCUUCCAAGUCCUGUGAAAUUGAUCCUAUUAAAUUGAAAGAGGGAGAUAAUGUAGAAAAUAAUAAAGAGAAUCUUCGCUACUACGUAGAUAAGUUAUUCAGCACAAUUGUAAAAUCCAGUAUGAGCUGCCCCACUGUAAUGUGCGAUACCUUUUAUUCUCUACGGCAGAUGGCGACCGAGCGAUUUCCUAAUGACCCUCAUGUUCAGUACUCUGCUGUGAGCAGCUUUGUAUUUCUUCGUUUCUUUGCUGUAGCUGUAGUAUCACCUCAUACUUUUCAUUUGCGACCUCAUCAUCCAGAUCCACAAACAAUUAGGACAUUGACUCUUAUUUCAAAAACCAUUCAGACUUUAGGAAGCUGGGGGAGUCUAUCCAAAAGCAAGUCAAGUUUCAAAGAGACAUUCAUGUGUGAAUUUUUCAAAAUGUUUCAAGAAGAAGGAUAUAUUGCAGCAGUUAAGAAGUUCCUGGAUGAAAUUUCAUCUACUGAAACUAAACAGUCCACUGAUACGAGCGAGCCUGUGCACCUGAAAGAAGGUGAGAUGUAUAAAAGAGCUCAGGGCAGAACUCGGAUUGGAAAAAAGAAUUUCAAGAAACGGUGGUUCUGCUUAACAAGCAGAGAGCUCACCUACCACAAACAGCCAGGUAGCAAAGAUGCAAUUUACACAAUUCCAGUAAAAAACAUUCUUGCUGUAGAAAAAUUGGAAGAGAACUCUUUCAACAAGAAAAAUAUGUUCCAAGUAAUACAUACAGAGAAACCACUCUACGUCCAGGCAAAUAACUGUGUAGAAGCUAAUGAGUGGAUAGACGUCCUCUGCAGGGUGAGCAGGUGCAACCAGAACAGGCUCAGCUUUUAUCACCCAUCUGCAUACCUGAAUGGCAGCUGGCUGUGCUGUCAGGAGACCAGUGAAAACACACUGGGCUGCACGCCUUGUACAGCAGGUAUUCCUGCAGACAUCCAAAUAGAUAUUGAUGAAGACAGAGAAAUCGAAAGAAUUUAUUCCCUCUUUACGUUCAGUAUACUUAAGCUGCAAAAAAUGGAAGAGGCUUGUGGAAGUAUAGCGGUCUACCAGGGACCACAGAAGGAGCCUGAUGAUUAUUCUAAUUUUGUAAUCGAAGAUUCUGUAACAACUUUCAAGACAAUUCAGCAAAUCAAAAGCAUCAUAGAGAAACUAAGUGAACCUCAUGAAAAGUAUAGGGAAAAAAGAUCAAGCAGUGCAAAGUAUGGGAGCGAGGAAAAUCCAAUUGUUGGGAAAGCAUCUUAGAAUUUAACCGGUUGAUUCUGAAGAACUGGAAAAUAUUCUUUUUCUUGGAAUUUUUAAGUUUAUCAUAUAUUUUGUCCAGAGUAUUUAAGAAUGAACUUUGGCUUCAUUGUCCCCUGUGUUCAUGUUGUAUUUAAUAUUUAAUAACUGAAAAUUUUAACUGUUUGGAAAUCCUGAUACUGUUUGUUUUCUUCGAGAAUCUGAAAUCCAAGAUUCCCUUUCUAUCUCGUGUGUCAGAAGCCAUGUUUCUGCAACUCCUUUUUACUAGAAAGAAUCUUCCUGAAGAAGAUUUGGAAGAAACUUUGUGAAAAAGGGACCACACACCUCCACAGCAGGAAACCUCGUCUUAGAACACUCUGUUCUGUGACCAUUAGUGCCUGGUCUGUGCUGCCAACAUCAUGUUCAUUAGAAAAUCCCAAACCAGGACAAUUCAGAGCUU
Messenger RNA from Elephantulus edwardii (Cape elephant shrew), 3018 nucleotides. RefSeq names its product RAS p21 protein activator 2 (gene RASA2). The transcript has 24 exons. Gene Ontology annotation, biological process: negative regulation of Ras protein signal transduction; intracellular signal transduction; regulation of GTPase activity. Lineage: Eukaryota; Metazoa; Chordata; Mammalia; Macroscelidea; Macroscelididae. Bases 30 to 2582 code for a protein of 850 amino acids. The record is from RefSeq and is a predicted model, not a curated record. Gene Ontology annotation, molecular function: GTPase activator activity; phospholipid binding.